AUGGCAGAAUUAGAUAAGUCAGCCACUGCGAGAAACACAUUACACGAUGGUUUGUGGCUUAAUAUGGACAUUUUUCAAAAGCACUGUCUUUCACAUGAACCAUACCAGGUGGCUUAUAAAUUCUUUACCGGACAAAGUACUCUUGAUUGUCAAAGAGGUACAAGAAAUGAUAAUAAUAGAAUAAAAGUUAGUACAAUAGCAUUGUCAAUUCUCUCCAUAAAUGCUUCCAUUUUGAAAUGUCGUUGUCUUAGUAUAAUUUACCAAAAUCCCAAUUUAAUAGGUCGUACUUUAAAUAGUCCUCUGUGUCUCAAAAUGCUGCUUGUUAUUUCAGUAUUUCAGAUGAAUAGCUUUGCGUAA
Phycomyces blakesleeanus NRRL 1555(-) is the source of this 357-nucleotide messenger RNA. RefSeq lists its product as hypothetical. Lineage: Eukaryota; Fungi; Mucoromycota; Mucoromycetes; Mucorales; Phycomycetaceae. The record is from RefSeq and is a predicted model, not a curated record. The coding region runs from base 1 to 357 and encodes 118 amino acids. The transcript is spliced from 3 exons.